AUGUCUAUCCGGGUGUUUUCCACGUCGCGCCUGGCGAUUACAGCCGGCCUAGAAGUCGCGCCGAUCCUAUCGAUCGGCCUACCUGUCAUCCUGCCCGCCGAUGCCAUUGUGCGCGCCGUGCGUUGCUACGACCAUGAUAACUCCAUCAUCCUGCUAUGGACGCCUAAUCAGGCGGAGGUAGCGUACUGCCCAGGGAAGAAUCUCAACCCGGGCGAGUCGACCUGGCCGCAGCAGCCAACUGAUCUCGCUGCACGGCGGGUGGACGGCUCCUUCGGGCGAUUCGAUUACGCCAUUUACGCCCAGAGCUGGACGCGCGCUACGUGUUGGGCCCCCGCUAUGAUCAUCACGCCCGAAGGCGCGGACGGCCAGUACGAAACGCUGUCAGUUCUGCCCUGGUGGAGCGACAACCGUAACGCUCGAGGCGGACACGUGCAGGACGCCGCCUUGCUCGCUCUGAAGGCGCGUUUCCAAGCAGUCGCCGCAGCGUACGGCCCAGCGCGCGCGCGGCUUGCUUCUUCUAGUAGCUUCUACAUCGGACCCGAACUUCUCAACGCUUUUCCAUCGUUGCCCUCCCCAGAUGACUGGCGGCACCUACUAUUGUCUUUCCGGUUCGAAGAAGCGGUCGACUUGUGGGCUACCUAUGUUCGGCAGCUUCGCAGCGUCGAAGCGGCUAUCCACAUGGCGAACGAGCUGUACGAGUACCAAGUCGCCGGCUGCCCCGCCGCUACUACCUGUCCGUCUAACGCGGCCCAGUCCAAUCGCCUCGGUGUCUGGGCGAACGACGUCCCCCCGGAAUGGUUACAGUUCUACCUAUAUGCGGGGUACAAGAUCUAUAUCGCGCACAAGGCGGAGCAGGACGCCAUGUAUCCGCUCGACUACUGCACCAUCACGAGUGAGGACUGGACGGAGGGCGACAAUGUGCUGGAGAUGGACCGCAACCAAUGGGCGGAGGCUGCUCGUGAGGAAGGUUGGCGUCUGCGUUCGCCGCCCGCCAGCGCUUCCAGCGUUAGCGCAAGCAUCGCCGUGCCCGCGAGCGAGUCGCCCUCCCGGGAAGCGUGGUCGGACCCUCGCAACUACGGUUAUGUUAUGGGUGGCGAGGAGCGCCGAGAGAGACUACUGCCCCCUGCCCCGGCGUCAACCACCGCCAUCUCCCGAUCGAAUGAAGCGACUCCGUCGAGUACGGCCGUAACCACCGCUGAUCAGGCGGCCGCUCCCCCUCCAGCCUACUCAACUCUACCCGACGCGCAUGUCGCCACUAUCGAAGGAGCUGACGGCGUCACGUACCGAAUGCCACCGCGCGGCUCGCGCCUCUAUCGAUCAAGACUCGAACGAGUCGUUAUCGACCCAGCUCAUCAUCCUUGGUUGCGACCGCCCCCGCGUCAGGAACUCGGUCGAGGGCGCUCCAUGGAAGCGUUCAUUCCCGUGGAAGUCACUAUCAAUGGGCAGGACCGGACAGUCUUCAGACGGAUAGGCACGCGCAAUUCGGCACGCGACGGGUUCAUGCUUACGCAAGACUACGCGAAUCGACGCAACAUUUACUUGCCUCCCUCCUUCCGUCCUCCGGUCGGUACUGUCGACGAGGAACUAUGGGGCUUCCCAGCUCCGGUCACUUUCUAUUUCGACCUACCCAAUGCGCAAAAUGAAUCCAACAUCCUUCCCCCUUCGAUUUGGCUCUACCCCGCCGACCGUGCCGCCCGACACCUCGCUCGCCCAGGCGCAGUUCCUCCCCGCCCCUCACCCAGUCAGCUUCCGCGACUACAUGACGAGCUCAGGCGGCCCUUGUUAAACGAGAAUCCGGAAGAUUGCACGCUGCCCGUCCUCGCUGAAGGCGAGGACGACUACAUGGACGAGGAGGAUGGUGACUUCUACAGUAUGCCAGUGGAUGAUGAGCGUCGAGACCCCUCUCCGCCCCCUUUGCCGCUUUAUAGCGCUACUCCGCAGGCCGACGAAAUGGUUGUCGAGAGUGAUCACACUCCUACACAGAACGCACAGUCGAGCGCCAGCGCGCCUACACACUCUGCGACCGUACGCCGCAGUCCUCCCCCGGCAGCCCCCGCCAGCGUCAGGAGCCAACAGCUAUCCGCGGGCGGCCACUCGCCACGACCCUUGGAGGCCGCGCCGCAGGACCACAGCCGAAUGGCUCCCCCCGCCGCCCCUUCGCAUCCUCCAGCCCCGUUGCCACGCACCGACGACGGCAGCUCCGCUGCGAGGCGCAACGAAGGGGAUAGCGCGCCAUCCUCUUCGCGCGAUGCACGUCGGCAGCCGGGCGGCAGGCGAGACUCGGAGGAUUCUCGCGCGAGAACGCGUGCGGAGGAUGCCUCGAGGCGAUCGACUUCGAGCUGGUCCCCCGCCCCCGCGAGUCGUAGCCGCCGGGACGACGACUCCGGCUGGGGUGCGAACGACCUGGAAGCGACCGCGGCGGACUGGCGCCUCGAACCAAGGCAUUGGGCAGGUGUUCCCCCUACCGCCCCGCCCCCGACGUCCUCCGUUGCCACGCUACUCAGCAACGGAUUUCUGGUCAUACGGCACAUCAAUCGUUGGGUGCAUGCGACAGAUCUGGAAAACGCGAUUCGUAGGCUGUUGGACUCGAUGCCAGGGCCGCGCCCUCGCCUACUCACAGCGUACGGACGCAACGCGAGGCCGCAAACGGAGCAAGAGAGACGAGAGCGGCGGUCGUCGCCCUUCAAUUUCUACCUGCAAUUCGCUACUGAGGCGGAGGCGCAACGUGUCCGGCAGGCGAUGGGGCACCCAUGGCUGAUCAUGACCACGAACCGGCACGGUGAGGAGCGCGGCAACCGGGGCAUAUUCCGCGCCUACAACAUCGACUUCGCGACAUUCGACGAGUUCCGCGCGGUGCGGAGCGACCCCAACGCGUGGGUGUACCCUUGGCAGGGCCUGUACGACACCGCGUCCGCCCCCACCGUCAACCCCGCCGGAUCCUUCGGCGGGCCCGCGACCACUGCACCUCCUCCCGCCUGGGGCAACCCCGCUGGAUCGAUCGGCGGUCCUCCCGUCACGGCGCCUUCCCCCGCGUGGCUCUCGCCGGCUCAGCAGGCCGCGUUCGGCGCCGCGCACGCGCACUCGACCUGGCCAUUCGCCUCAUCGCCCUUCCUGCCCACGGCAACCGUGAAACCAUAUCAGACGGGCGGACAGAUGGGGCCGCCAUUCGUCAUGGUGCCAAGUGGGAUGCUGGGAGCCAUGUACCCACCUCCACCCCCGCCGCCGACGGCGACGCCCGCCACGCUGUCUACGGACCUCGCGAAUCCGAACGCCAACACGUCGCGGUCGACAUCGACUUCAGCAAGCCACUCGCCAGUGUCCACAGGUCGCUCGCUCGCAUCAAGGCUGUCGUCGCCGUCGCCAGAUCAUGCAAGCAUGUCCUUGUUGGACCGCAUCAGCGACCGCGACUCGGACGCGAGCGACUCUCGUGGUCGUCGCAGGAGUCGUCCUCGCCGUCGUCGCGGCUACAGCCCACCGUCAUACAAUGAGCCAGGACCGAGCCGCAGGCGCUCUCCACCACCACCCCCCGCCGCCGCCAUCUGCAAGCGCUUCAAUCUAAUGUCGCGGCCCACGGCCCUAUUAUUCGUCGAAGGCUCGUUGGCCUCUACAGACCAUCCGGCCUCUUGGGGGGGCGUUGUGAGGGAGUACUACACAUAG
Messenger RNA from Schizophyllum commune H4-8, 3657 nucleotides. RefSeq lists its product as uncharacterized. The record is from RefSeq and is a predicted model, not a curated record. Bases 1 to 3657 code for a protein of 1218 amino acids. The transcript has a single exon. Lineage: Eukaryota; Fungi; Basidiomycota; Agaricomycetes; Agaricales; Schizophyllaceae.